Molecule: messenger RNA, 1275 nt
Organism: Laetiporus sulphureus 93-53
Lineage: Eukaryota; Fungi; Basidiomycota; Agaricomycetes; Polyporales; Laetiporaceae
Exons: 8
Coding region: 1-1275 (424 amino acids)
Source: RefSeq, a predicted model, not a curated record
AUGGCUCGUCUUUAUACCCUGCACCGAGGCAUCUUGCCUGCACAGAUCAUCAUGCUGUAUUGUUGUGAAUGCAAGACAACCUAUCGGCCUAACUACUCGGUCUGUUGCGCUGAAUGGGAUGACUCAUGUAGAUGCUAUCUAUCUUGCAUGCCUCGCUAUCUUGAAGUGGCGGAACACUGCUACGUAGAAAGUGAACUCGCACAGCUUUUUGCAACACAAAUGGCAUUUUCGCAUGCAUCAGGCGAAGCCAUUGCGAGAAUAUACAACCUGUCGAUCAACACUCAGCAUAAUGACGAUUGUUUGAGCUCGGAGACCAUCUGGAACACAUUCUAUCUCUAUGCCUUACUGCGAGACUGUGUACGACAAUCUAUCGGACUAGUACUACCUCACCGUGGAAGCCAUAAAGAUCGUCUAAAUGCUCGAUUGCUUGAACGAAACUUGUGUGUGGCUGGAACAGGGCAGGAGCAGUGGGCGCAUGUGUGCAGAGAUUGUGUGAAAGUGAUUGUCGAGCAUGAUGGCUCCUGGUCUCGUAUCACUGCAUGUGUGAUGGAUGGUGUCACUGUCGGUCAUCCAAGGUGCAAUGUAGCCAACUGCAUUGAGUCGCUGGCAUCACCGCAUGAUCGCUUCUGUCCCAUCCAUGCCAAUUUGCAUAUGCGAUGCGUGAUACAUGGCUGCAGUGCAAACACAUGUCAAGGCUUUCGCACUUGCGACAAUCCCGUUCAUCGUGGCAUAGAAUUGCGUCGACCAAAUAUUGCAUCAUCUGCGCAAGCGGAUCCAGCGAUCGGAGGUCUGUCCUCACCUCCAAAGCUCAAGACGUCCUUGACGCGCAAGUGGACGCAUAACGAGCAACUCAUGUCUCUUGUCAAUGCCACGGUGACUCGCUUCCCCCGCGCUCGUCCUUCCUAUCUCUUUUUCGAUAACAACUGUCACCUGCUACAGCACCUGAUUGCCGCUGGAUUUCCUGUUGAUGUCUUUCACGCUAUCAACAAGCACAAGGACUCCGAUGCUUUCUGUCAGAUGCACUGCAAUUCAGCAGGUUUCCCCGAGCUUUACGAUGAGCACAACCAGUGGACAUUUAACUCUUCAGCUGCCGAGCAGGCGAACGUCUGGUUUAGAAAGUUCCAAUCCAUAACGCGCAAGAUGACGGAAUCACACUACAACUUUUUUCUGGACGAGAUGAUCAAUAUUCGAAAUGCAUUUCUGGUAUGUGAACUUCGGAAGCGAGGACGUGUCCCUCACAUUGUGCCGACCGAUGAGCUUGUAUUGUGUGUUUGA